Messenger RNA from Alligator mississippiensis (American alligator), 1441 nucleotides. RefSeq names its product glutathione peroxidase 1 (gene GPX1). The transcript is spliced from 2 exons. The coding region runs from base 4 to 1107 and encodes 367 amino acids. NCBI's taxonomy places the organism in Eukaryota, Metazoa, Chordata, Crocodylia, Alligatoridae. Gene Ontology annotation, cellular component: cytosol; mitochondrion. The record is from RefSeq and is a predicted model, not a curated record. Gene Ontology annotation, molecular function: glutathione peroxidase activity. Gene Ontology annotation, biological process: glutathione metabolic process; response to hydrogen peroxide; response to selenium ion.
AAAAUGAGGCACGUUAUGGAGAGAUGCGCGGGCCACACGCAGGGCUGCAGGAAAGCGGGGGAAAGGGGGGUUUGGUCUGACACUCGACGCCGUUUGGCAGCGGCCCCGCUCGCAGCUCGGCAGCCCGCGAGGCUCAGCGUCGCCGGCCUUGCCCGCCCCGGCCGGCACCACCGCCCGUGUGAGAACGCGCUUUCCGGCGCACAAGGGCAGGGAGAAGGGCUCGCCUUCUGCCGCCCGGCCCGUCUGCUCUGCCCUCGCCGGAGCCGGUGCAGAGAGGAUGAGGGGAGGGCGAGGCGCCUCCAGCUGCCCGCGCCACUGCAGCGAGCGGGGGCCGGGGACCGGCUCUGCUGCGGGCAGCGAGGACAGGACUCGCGGGUGGCGGCCCCGCGGAGUCGCACCGCGAAGGCUCUUGCCGCCCCGCACCCCGGGGGCCCGGCCCGAGCGCCGCUGAGAGCCCAGCCCGGCUCCGCCCGGCGCCGGGGCGGGGCAGCCGCGGGGCUGGGCACGGCGAAGGGAGCCGCCGCCACACAGCUCUGCCUCUGCAGUCGCGAUGGCGGUUCCUGGCACCUUGUCGGCGCUGGCCGGGCGCGGGCUCGCGGGGCUGGAGGCGCGGCCGCUGGGCGGGGGGGAGCCGCUGGCGCUGGGCUCGCUGCUGGGCCGGGUGCUCCUGGUCUCCAACGUGGCUUCGCUCUGAGGCACCACGGCCCGCGACUUCACGCAGCUCAACGAGCUGCAGGAGCGGAGAAUGCCACCAAUGAUGAGAUUCUGCUUUCCUUAAAGUAUGUCCGUCCUGGCAAUGGUUAUGAGCCCAAUUUUACCAUGUUUGAGAAAUGCGACGUGAAUGGAGCAAAUGCUCACCCACUUUUCACAUUUUUGAAAGAGGCAUUGCCUUUCCCACAUGAUGAUCCAGUGGCACUGAUGACCAAUCCACAGUACAUCAUCUGGUCUCCAGUUUGCAGGAACGACAUCUCCUGGAACUUUGAAAAGUUCCUCAUUGGCCCUGAUGGAAUACCUUUCAAGCGUUACAGCAGACGCUUUGAAACUAUCAAGAUCCAAGAUGAUAUUGAAAAGCUCCUUCAGCAGAUUCCUUCAAAUGCUCUCAACUAAACCAAACUCCUGCUGAAACUUAUUUCAGUUUCUGCUAACAUGUUACCUCUAACUUUUUACUUCCUGUUCUGUCAGUCUGCCAGGUGUGUUGUCCUGUGGACUACCUGUUCUUUCUGUGAGCUAGUUUGGUCUGGCAGUAAGAUGCUAUUGCUCCUGGAAGUUUUACUUAUGAUGGUGCCUCUUCCAAACUCCUGAAGAAGAGCACUUGAUGUAUUCUGUAAAAGUUCCAUGUGAAGUUUAGCAGACUACACCAGGACACGCAGUUCUGAGUCUAAGUAGCUUUUUGUGAGUCUCUUGUAGGCUCUUGAAAUAAAUAUAGAUCUUGAAAUAAAAA